Trichogramma pretiosum is the source of this 3397-nucleotide messenger RNA. RefSeq names its product PHD finger protein 20-like protein 1. The coding region runs from base 689 to 2977 and encodes 762 amino acids. The transcript is spliced from 2 exons. The record is from RefSeq and is a predicted model, not a curated record. Lineage: Eukaryota; Metazoa; Arthropoda; Insecta; Hymenoptera; Trichogrammatidae. Gene Ontology annotation, cellular component: NSL complex. Gene Ontology annotation, biological process: regulation of transcription by RNA polymerase II.
UACAUUACGUUGUGUCAAGUUACGUGUAAGUGUUUAUAGCACACGUGGUAAACUAGAAAUAUGACACGUGGGUGUUGGUUAUGUAGUAUUAAUGUAAAGUGCAUAUGUGUAACGUGACACACGCACACACUCGUUGUAAUACAUGUAACCAGAGAGUAUAGAAACAUGACUCAAAAAUGCUUGGUGGAAAGGAUCUCGAUCAACCUGUACAUAUACCUCAUGUCUCGCAACCGACGGCUUCACCGACGACUUUCGUCAUACCCCCAGCCGAAUCGUCUGCUGCUGCAAUAGUCCUUUACUUUCUCAAGAUGGGCUCUACGAGAAUUACGAUAAUCAUCCCGAUUCCCGAUCCAAUUCGUAUCUAGCGAUUUGAUAGUUGUACGGGGCAGCAGACUACGCGCUCGAGCUCAAUCAGCAGUAAAAGCAGCAGCGAGUGACAGUUAGUCGUCGACAAUAACAACACGACUCGCUGAACAACAAGAGCACCGCAGCAAGCACCAGUUUCGAAGACGGCUCGAUUAGCCAGUAUUUAGAUUCGUCCUCCAUCCAGUCGACUGUUUUAACGCGGGACACCGAUUACUUCUUCGCAGCAGCAGUUGGUAUAGGUAGUCAAAAGCCAGUCGCUCAGAACACCGGCCUCGACGAAGCAAAGCCCAAACAGAUCUCUGACAGUAUCAAAGCUGAGAUCAUGGACAAGUCCAACAUUGUCUAUUUACCCGGUUUGAAGUUGGAAGUCAAGGAUUACAAUGAUGUUUGGCUCAGUGCUAGGGUAGUCGAGGUCGAUGCUCAAGGGAAGGAUGUUUUGAUUCACUUUGACGAUAUGGCAACUAGAUCCAAUGAAUGGAUACCAAUGGAUAGUUCGCGUCUGAAGAUGACGACUCAGCCUCCUGAAGAGCAAACCAAUACUUUUCAAAUUAGUGAAAAUGUUAUAGCCAAAAGGAUUGAUGGCACAUGGUGUGAUGGCCAAAUUAAGACAUCUCAUGGCAACGACAAAGAAACAGAGACCAGUAGCCAAAAUGCAGAUGUUAUUCAAACGCCAGAGCCAGCUAGAGUAGUUGUCAAGACCAAGACUCAAACUCUUGUGGAAAUACCAGUUAAUCCAAUUGAAAGUGAUCAAAAUUAUUCCAGUAUUGUAAUUGGAAGUUUGAGAGUUAAAACAAAAGAUGGCGCUUUAAAAUGUCCAAAAGGUUGUAAAUCAUUUAGAACUGAAAACUUUAUCAAACAACAUAUAAAAAACUAUCAUAAAGAAUUGGUUCCAUACUUGGAUAACUUAAUACCUAAUGUUGCUGACUUAGCUUAUGCUCGAACUGCUGGAAAGCCUGUUGAAGAUAUUGUUUCAAAAAAAUCUAGAAAGCAAACUUUGCCACCAAAUCAUGUUAAAUUACGUACUUCUUCAACCUGUGACAAAAAAGGAAUUUCUAAAGCUGAAUCUGAAAGUCAAACCAAAAUUGAUAUAAAAGCAGAAAGAGGUAACAGUAAUCAUGAAGAUAGUUUAUCCGAAAUAAGUAAUCUUAACAAUUGUACUGCGUCUCCUGGAACUUCAUUCGAUAUGAGAAACAAAGACAAAAAAGCCCGUACUGGUAUUAAAGUUUUAUUGCCAGUUAGGCGUUCAUUAUCUAUUGUUCACAAUGUACCAGAAAAUUUUCUGCCAACAAAUGCAGAGCCAGAGAUAUGCAGGCCAAGCGAUCUAAGAGGAAUGAAGAAGAGACUUACCAGUGAAUCAAGUAUAGCCCCAAUAUCUAAAAAGCAAAGGCAAUUUUCUGAAAUUGAUAACAGUUUUUCUCUAUCGGAUGACAGCGUCUUUGACAGAGAUGAUACUUUAGAUUCCAGUAAUAAAUCUAGCUUUUUAAAUAGUUCAGAAUUAGCUAAUAGUAGUGCCAGUGACACAAUUCCACCUGUAGUAGGUGAUACAAUAUUAGAAAAUGACGAGCUUAUCAAAGUCGAAGAAUUAAGCGAAGAAGAUAUAGUUAAUUGCAUUUGCUGCAAGAUGGAGGAAGAUGGAUUGAUGAUUCAGUGUGAUCUGUGCCAAUGCUGGCAACACGGCAUUUGUAAUGCGAUAGAACGAAAGGAAGAUGUACCCGAUGAAUACAUAUGUUACUUUUGUCGUAAAAACGAUCAAGGCUGGUUACACAAAGGAACACUACCAAAGUUGAGUGCAGUGCACAUUAAUGCCGAAAAAGACGAACAAAGAUCUACCAUGCUGAAACAUGCACACGAAGGAACACUACCAAAGUUGAGUGCAGUGCACAUUAAUGCUGAAAAAGACGAACAAAGAUCUGCCAUGCUGAAGCGUGCAUUCGACAUUAUGAAAAUGGUUUUGGAAAUCAAGGACGUGCUGCACAGUUUGAGGGUGAAAAUUAACAUAGCGCAAAAUAAAGAUCACCCAAAACUAUAUCUCUGGGCGAAGAGCUGGAGUAAAAUCAAAAUACCGUCGUACGAGAACAAACCGGUACCGUUGUGGGAAACGAUCCAAGACGGAAAUGACAAUAACGAAAACAGCAGCACCGAUAUCAAAAUACCGUCGUACGAGAACAAGCCGGUACCAUCGUUGAAAACAAUCAAAGACGAAAAUGACAAUAGUGUCAACGCCAAGAUCGAUAACCUGCCAAAUACGUCGGAUGAUGAUUUGAUUGAAAUUCUCGGCGAAGACGAGAAUGAAAUUUCACUUACUUCGUCGAUGAAUCUCGGCUUCAACGACAGCAGCCAGUCGUCGAUCUUCGAGUCAUCGGAAGAACCCUGGGCACCCAAGCCCGAGGCACCCAUCGUCUCGGUAGAGUGCAAGUCGCGUCUACUUGAGCACAUCGAGAACCUCCAAGAGUGGGUGGACUCGACCUUGAACUUCGUAGAGGUUCAAAUAGAGGAUUUGGAGAAAAAAUUUGAGUGGAGUCCGGAAACGAACGAUCAAUACAUGCACACGAGCCAAACAUUGCUCAUGGUUCUGAGAGAUCUGGAAAACGUGCGAAAUUAUUCAGUCUAGAGUUAAAAUGUGUAUAUAUUGUAAUUUUUUGACCUAGUCAUUUUUUAAAAUUAGGCUGUAAAAAAAAGAAGUUCUGUACAUAUUCCAAAUCCAUUUAUUGAUCUUAAACGGUGAAAUCUCUGUAUUCAAACUGAUCUCUCUUAUUUAAGUACACACAUAAUCAAUGAUGAUUAGCUGUCAGGUCUACAUAAGCAACAUCAACCGAUUAUAUGCAUUAGUUGUCGAAAUCUCCAUCAUAGCACUGCAGCUGUGCCAGCAUCGCAGUAAAUCAUUGUGCAAGUUGACCUAUGUAUUCGAUGUACAAUUUAGAUUUAUGCAAAAGGCAGUCGUAAAAUAUACCACGUUCAUUAAUAAAUUUUCUGAAUAAUCAUGAUUUUUUUCUUGAGAAUUAUAAUUGAUGUAAUUUUAACCACAAGGCCU